This is a messenger RNA of Microbotryum saponariae, 1063 nucleotides long. NCBI's taxonomy places the organism in Eukaryota, Fungi, Basidiomycota, Microbotryomycetes, Microbotryales, Microbotryaceae. The record is from the annotation of a GenBank genome assembly.
AUGGCCAAUCCAGAUUCCUUGGAGCAGUAUCUACUGCUACUACUCUCCGACUCGUAAGUUUCCCGGUCUCAUACAUCGCUUUGACCCCGGCCCGGUUCAAUCGCUUAUCGACGCCAUCUCGCAACAGCAAUCUCCCCACCGGUGGGUUCAUCGCUUCCUCCGGCCUCGAAUCCUACCUCCAACAUGGCCACUCUACCUCGACCAACAAGUCCGAAACGAUCAUCACUUUUCUCCAGCACUCGCUCCACGCCUGCACGAGGUUGAACCUCCCUUUCGUUACGCGGUCAUUCGGCAUCGUUUCCCGAUUACGGAGUCCGACGGUAGCACCGGAAGUUGUACGAAACGAGGUGGUGGACAAAUUACGAUGGCUGGAUCAGGAUUUGGAAGCCAUGACGUUGAAUCAUGUCGUACGAAGGGCGUCGAAAGCACAAGGGAUCGCGCUGUUGACGCUGUACGAACGGGCCUUUGCCGCCCCACCACCACCUCCGCCGAAAACGAACGGAGUCGUCGCGGAGCAGGAUUCCCCGUUCGAUGCGACAAUGAAGAGCUUGGUUGAUGAACUUAAAGCUGCGACCAAAAUGGGGCAGAUGCAAGGCCAUUUCCCGAUAUGUUUCGGGGUCUUGACCGCCGCAUUGGGGAUAUCACUCGGUACGUUCAAGCAGAAUCUUCUCUUAGCUCCGCUGGUGCGCUGACUUUCAGACCUCGUCCGACCAUUCAAGCCUCCACACAACACCUCUUUCUGUUCCUGCACUGCCGAUCCAUCCUCUCCUCCGCGAUCCGACUCAACCUCAUCGGGCCUUACCUCUCCCAUCGAAUCCUUCUCCACGAUACGCGGCCUUUGAUCGACCAGAGUCUGGAGCAGUACCGAAGGACCUAUAUGGUUCCAGAACCAACACACGAAGUGGGGAAGGGAGUGGGAGAGGAAGUGAGGGCAGAGCAAGAUUAUGGGUUGGGCUCGCCGGAUGGUGAUGGACUGAGGGGUAUCGUCGCGACAACGUGGCCAUUAGGGGAGAUCUUACAGGCCCGGCAUGAUCAGUUGCAUUCCAAAAUCUUCAACUCCUGA